Molecule: messenger RNA, 474 nt
Organism: Phycodurus eques (leafy seadragon)
Lineage: Eukaryota; Metazoa; Chordata; Actinopteri; Syngnathiformes; Syngnathidae
Product: GTP cyclohydrolase 1-like
Biological process (GO): tetrahydrofolate biosynthetic process; tetrahydrobiopterin biosynthetic process
Cellular component (GO): cytoplasm
Molecular function (GO): zinc ion binding; GTP cyclohydrolase I activity; GTP binding
Source: RefSeq, a predicted model, not a curated record
AUGGAAUUUGGCCUGUUUUAUUGCCGCUUCUCCUCCGGCCCUCCUGCUCGGAGAGGGGGCUUGGUGGCGAUUAUCGAAGUGAGGAUGUUGCUAUAUAUCUUGAAUGAUGCCAUCUUUGAUGAAAAUCACAGAGAGAUUGUGAUUGUCAAGGACAUUGAGUUUCACCUGGUUCCCUUCUUUGACAAGGCUCACAUUGCAUACAUCCCAAACAAGGUCGCCAUUGGUCUUAGCAAGCUUGCAAGGAUUGCUGAAAUCUACAGCAGGAGGCUUCAAGUUGAGGAGCGUCUAAACAAACAGAUCACCUUGGCCAUUCAAGAGGCACUGGAGCCUGCGGGAGUGGCAGUGGUCAUCGAGGCCAUUCACAUGUGCAUGAUGAUGAUCUACGCCGGUACUGUUACAAGUGUCAUGUUGGGAGCAUUUGAAGAUGAUCCCAAGACCAGGAAGGAGUUCCUUGCCCUCGCCAUAAAAGAAUGA